Paramisgurnus dabryanus is the source of this 1102-nucleotide messenger RNA. Its product is annotated as G-protein coupled receptor 87-like. The record is from RefSeq and is a predicted model, not a curated record. Gene Ontology annotation, molecular function: G protein-coupled purinergic nucleotide receptor activity. Lineage: Eukaryota; Metazoa; Chordata; Actinopteri; Cypriniformes; Cobitidae. Gene Ontology annotation, biological process: G protein-coupled receptor signaling pathway. Gene Ontology annotation, cellular component: membrane.
AUUAAAUUGGAAUGCACAACCAAAAAACGAGAUUUCGAGUUAUCUCAUUUUGCAACGAAACUCUUCAAAUACAUUACGGCAAUUUAGACAUUUUGCAAAAUGUGUAGACUUUACAACUGAAUAGGCAAAUCUUCACCUCUAGGUUACAAGCCUGCUCAUCAUGGAAGAAAACACAACAAAUUCAACUGAAAGACCAUGUGAAAUGCCAGCUCGUACGUUUUUCAUAUCUGUCUACACACUGAUCUGCUCGACAAGUCUGGUGCUCAACAGUAUUACAAUAUAUGUGUAUUUUUGUAAAGUUACUCAUAAAUCCAGCAUCACAGUGUAUCUGAAGAAUCUAGCUGUGGCCGACUUGUUCGUCUGCCUGUGUUUGAUAUUACGCAUAAUUAAAUAUGCUGUCAGUUCAGAGGAAAUUCAUCGUAUCUACUGUAACUUUGGGGCUCCAGCUUCCUACCUCAACAUGUACUGCAGUAUUCUCUUUAUGGGCUACAUUGCUGUUAACAGGUACCUGAAAAUUGUGCAACCAAUGAAGGCUCACAUUAUGCAAACAAUUCGUUCUACCCGCAACAUCUGCAUAACAACUUGGGCUAUAACUGUCACCAUUAAUUGUUUCUACAUGGUUGCUUUUGCCUGUACACUAAGUGCUUCUACAAGAAGUCCUGCGGAAGGUGAUUUUGACUGUGACAGUUAUCAUAACAGUUUGCUCAAAAAGAUUUACAUGGCCAUGCAGAUCACUUCCUUUGUAAUGUUUCUGUUUGUGUCGGUAUCAUUGAUGUUGCUUUACUGGUGGACUGUAAAGAGGCUCAGACAAGCUGAAAGCGCUGCUCCAGCACAAACCAGCAGCAUCAAGCUUAUCAAGUCUAAGCGUAACAUGAAAGUACUAGUUGGGGUUUUCUGUGUGUGUUUUGUGCCUUAUCACCUGGUUAGACUUCCAUAUGAGUUCAUCAAACCCCUGCUGCAUGAAUGUAUACAAGUUCAGACUUUCUACAUUCUAAAGGAGCUGACUGUGCUGCUUGCGAUGCUUAAUGCCUCUUUAGAUCCGAUUAUUUACUUUGUCUUCUGCAAGGCCUUCAGGCCCCAUAUAAGACUUCGACAGAGAUAA